AUGAUUGCUACAAUGCCACCCAUCGUAUUGUUAGUCACAGAACGCACGGAUACGUACUGGCAGAGAAGGAAUGCUGCGGUUGGUGUUAAAGUGCAGGGUUGGCCUCUGCUGAGCGGACACAGAUGCUUUGGUAAAUACCUUCAUUGGAUCCAUAAGGAGCAGAACAGCAAAUGUCACCAAGCGGGGCUGACGAAGACGACGGCAGACACAAUGUUUGAGUGCAGCAGCUGGUCGGAGGAACGAGCAAAGGGGAAGAGGGUGGUGGGCACUUUCGGCAUAGCAUCGGUAGCCGAGAAGAUGAUGUCACGGGCCAAGUGGUGGGACACUGUUUCCACAUUCGCCAAACAGGUCAUGGUGAAGAAAGAAGACCACGAGUGA
Messenger RNA from Acyrthosiphon pisum (pea aphid), 378 nucleotides. RefSeq lists its product as uncharacterized. The transcript has 2 exons. Bases 1 to 378 code for a protein of 125 amino acids. NCBI's taxonomy places the organism in Eukaryota, Metazoa, Arthropoda, Insecta, Hemiptera, Aphididae. The record is from RefSeq and is a predicted model, not a curated record.